GAAGUCCUGAUGGAGUAAGUGAGUGCAUAAGUGGGGCCGGAAAGACCGAGGAGACAGACUUAGCGAGGGGCAACUGAUCCACAGUGAACAGGCCUAUAUACGUACGCGUACAUGCAUGCACUCAUACGUUCACUAGAAGUGCAUUCCAACAUUGAUUCAUUCUUAGAGCCUGAAUGGGGGCGUGAAUAUUCACCCGGCUCCUAGUGUUGCGUCUUCUAUUGACCGUGAUUCCGUGAUUCCCUGAUUGGGUGCUAUAGGUGCUAUAGGUGCAGCGGGUGUACCGCCGCUUUAGCUAGACGUCCCAUCGAGGUGGUGGGUGGUGCCCUUCAGCCCACAUAAUGGCCGCCGCCUUAGGGGCGUACGGUGCAGGGGGGGCCGCUGCCACCCGUGAGAGCCUCUUGGCCACGUUGACCGCACUUCGUUCGCAUCACGACCGUGAUCUGCGCGUGGCUGAAGAGCAACUCAAACUCUGGGAGACUUCGCCCGGAUUCUAUGCCGCCCUAGUGGAUAUCGUGCUCAACAGCGAAAGCAUCCCUAUGGAAGUUCGGUGGCAUGCUGUGCUCUACUUCAAGAACGGGAUUGACAAAUAUUGGCGGAAAACCGCACCCAACGCCCUAACCGAGGAGGAAAAGUCGCACAUUCGGGGCCAACUUUUGCAGAGUUUCUCGGAACCCGCCCAGCCCAUUGCCUUGCAAAUCGCCGUACUCAUGGGCAAAGCCGCCAGACUUGAUGUUCCCAAAGAUUGGCCUCAAUUGAUUCCAGCCCUCCUCGAGUCUGUGCAAUCGCAUACGGAUAUCAUUCAGCACAGAUCCCUAAUGGUAAUGCAUCACGUGAUCAAAUCACUGGGAUCAAAACGGUUAGCGGCUGACCGGAGAGUGUUCCAUGACAUGAUCCGCCAACUUCUGCCUUAUGUGAUCCAAAUCUGGCAAACGCAUCACUCGAUAUUCAUGCAACAGACCUCCCAGCAGCAAAUUCAAUCCAUGUCCAUAUCCCUAGAGAAGGCCACCUUGUCCCUAAAGGUGCUAAGGAAAUCCAUCGUCCAUGGUCUAAAGGUUCCCCACGAAAACGUGGACGCAAUGAGAUUCCUGAACAUGGUUCCACCCUUGGUUGGAGAUGUUCUCAAACUUCGAAACGAUUAUCCUCAACUUCGGGAAGCGUUGGAAAAGUAUCUCGUGCUGUUUCUUAAACUUUUGUCAGACCUUUUGGACAAUCAUCCGUUCUCCUUCCUUCCCGUCCUUAAGUCUACCCUGGACUUGAUAUGCUUCUCUUGCUUCACUGCCGAAGGUCAGAAGCUCGUGUUUCAACGGUUUUCUAUCUUCGCCUUGAAUCUAUUGAAGCAAACGUUACUCUGCGUCGAGUAUAAACCACCGAAAAAUCCAGACUACGAACAAGCGAAAGAAUCCGUACAUUCGCUCACCAACGAAGGCCAUACCAUAAAAGCGUCGUUUUUCUCUGAAGCGAUUGUGAAGCGGAUUUGCGAGUGUCUUAUAUCUCACUAUCUUCCAUUGACUGAGGAUGAUCUUGCUCUCUGGGAUGCGGACGGAGAAGAAUACGUGUGCGAAGAUGGUGGGGAUAGCUGGAAGUACAGCUUCCGUCCCUGUUGUGAAACGCUCUUUUUGAGCUUGAUCCAUGAAUUCAAAACUAUGCUGGUGCCUUGUCUGGUGUCAUUGGUUCAUCAAAACAGCUUACCAGUGCCAUCGACAGAUUUGAAUGCAAUCCUCUACAAGGACGCCGUUUACAACGCAGCGGGACUCACAGCCUUUGACCUUUUUGAUGAGAUUGAUUUUGAUCGAUGGCUUGUUUCUGGAUUAGAGCCCGAGUUAGCCAUAAAGGAUUCCAACUACCGAAUCAUCAGACGACGAGCUGUAUGGCUCCUAGGACAAUGGUCUGGGGUGAAAUUGUCCCCUCAACUACGACCCAAGCUCUAUCAGAUGAUCAUCCCGUUAUUACACGGCCAAGAAGAUCUCGUAGUGCGAAUUACCGCUGCCAAGUCCUUGAAGGUGGUCAUUGAUGAUUUCGAGUUCUGCUCUGAGGAAUUCGAGCCUUUUCUUGGAACGAGUUUCGGUCAACUAUUUCAGCUCUUGAAAGAGGUCAAGGAAUGUGAUACAAAGCUGAGUGUCCUCAAUGUGUUGUCUUACAUUAUUGAGCGAAUGGGCGUGUCGAUCCGCCCUCUUUGUUCGGACUUGGUCCAAUACCUACCAGCCUUAUGGGAAGCCUCCAACGAUCACAACAUGCUCCGAUGUUCCAUUCUCACCACUUUGGUUUUUAUUGUCCAGGGCUUAGGAACGAUCAGUGAAGGUCUGGCACCUUUCUUAUACCCCGUGAUUCGAUUGUCCACGGAUCUUAAGGAUCCCUGCAGCGUGUAUUUGCUCGAGGACGGACUUGAGCUUUGGCUAACAGUACUGCACAACACAAAACAGAUGAAUCCCUCGCUCUAUGAAUUGUCAGCAAAUAUCUCGUCUCUCUUAGAAUUGGGGAGCGAGAACCUCCGGACGAUGAUUUAUAUCCUUCAAGCAUACAUAUUACUCUCCCCACAUGACUUUCUGACCAACAGAGGACAGCAAAUUGGAAAGACCCUCGAGGAAAUGGUCACGGAUCUCUUGGACGAAGGCGUGCUAAUGGUUUUACGUCUCACCGAAUUGGAGCUCAAGGUGGGCCCAUCGCCCACGCCGUUCAAAGGCCUCAUAUGUCUUUCUCUUCGAUCAAUAUACGAGGGUGACGAUUUCCCCAUGGUGAUGAGCCUUCACCUGUCGAUUGCAUCUCGACUCUUAAUAUCGUAUCCUACUGAGUUCAAUCAGUAUUCCAUUGAAGUGGCACAGAUUCUCCAAAAGCCUCACCACGAAGUUGCAGGUCGAAUCUUGGAUGUCUGGUUAGACAAAAUGCUACAAGUGACCCAACCCGACCGCAAGAAGCUCCUGUCUCUAGCCUUGUCCUCCCUGCUAACCUCAGGCUCCUCAGUGGUUUUGGACCGGAUAUUUGCCAUUAUAUUGAAUGUGACCGAAACUCUCAACGAUAUUACGAGACAAGAUGAUCAGAUCGGAGGCCAUAUCGAUGCCCUGAUCAAAAGCCCUGCGGAUUUGGCGGCCGAAGGCGAUGACCUCGAUUAUGAAACCGAGCAUGAUCAGCGGAAACGAGACGUGGCGGCCCAAGAUCCAGUGCACACCAUCAUCCUCCGGGAUUAUUUGCAGGCGCAGAUCCAAAGUUUCAAGAAUCAAAUCGGCGAGACCCGCUACAAGGAUAUUAUGACCAACGUGGACGUAGAGACCAUGGCCAAUUUGAAGGAGUUUGUCGUUCUGUAAUGUAUGAUGUGCUUGCUCAGCCAAUAAAUUAGUGCCAACAUCUCUAAAAA
Messenger RNA from Tigriopus californicus, 3349 nucleotides. RefSeq names its product importin-11-like (gene Impbeta11). The transcript has 17 exons. Gene Ontology annotation, cellular component: nuclear envelope; cytosol. NCBI's taxonomy places the organism in Eukaryota, Metazoa, Arthropoda, Copepoda, Harpacticoida, Harpacticidae. The coding region runs from base 339 to 3299 and encodes 986 amino acids. The record is from RefSeq and is a predicted model, not a curated record. Gene Ontology annotation, biological process: protein import into nucleus. Gene Ontology annotation, molecular function: small GTPase binding.